UAUACAGUACGAUCGUAUUAAAGGGGCGUCGAGUCGAACCCCAGCUACCGACCACACGGUGGACCAGGGGGGCGCGUUUUUGGACCACGAUUGGGCCAACCUUAUUUCUGUUGUGCAAUAAACAGAUCACAUGGUAAACCAGUAUCAUGUUACGUCAAUCUUGUACCCACGACGUUUAAUUUUCCAGAAUCUACUUUGUAAAACCACUUGAGCUCACAAGUCACCGUCUCGAUCGUUUUACCCAAAAAGAAAAUCAGAUUCACGUUUCGUUUCAUUUAAGCAUGGCGUGUAAUUAAUCAAGUCGACGCAAGGCUGCCAGUUUAACCUUUACAUGUCUGCCGUGGGUAAACGAAAGUGAAGGAGUUGGCUAAUUAGCUAAGCAGGCUAACGUGGCGUGUAAGUGUUUUGCAUGCAAACGCGCCCCUAACCUCCCCGCUCUACUCGACUUUUAGAAAUCACAACACACAGUAAAGGCACAUGGAACUGCAAACAAUAGGAUUUUCCAAGAUACCGUGGUGAAGGACUGUGAACGUCAAAUUCAGCAUUGGGAGAAGGUCUCAGGUGAUUACGAUGCCCUGAAAGAACGCCUCAAAACUCUUCCAGAUAGACUGUCUUAUGACAUCAUGGUGCCGUUUGGCCCUAUGGCCUUCAUGCCUGGGAAACUGGUGCACUCUAAUGAGGUCACCGUGCUACUUGGUGACAACUGGUUUGCAAAGUGCUCCGCCAAGCAGGCUGAGAAAAUUGUCGACCAUAGGAUGAAGUAUGUCAAGAAUGAACUUUGCGGUCUGUCCAAGACAAUGACAAACUUUGAAACCAGAGUAGGAAUGGUGAAGGACUGGGAAAAUACGGUCACGGAAAAAGGGGACUAUGUUGACAUUAGAGAGGUGAUUGGAAAGAAUGACGCCACUGUCACAAAAGGAAAGCGUCGAGUGGCUCACAGGCCAAAUUCCAAGCCCAAACUGGAAACUGUGGUGGAUUUGGAAGAGGAAAAUGAAGGCAGCGGAGAAGAGGCCCAACAAAACGGAAGCACGAAGAGUUUCAUGACGCAGGAGGAGUUGUGGGCUCGACUGGAUGAACUUGAGAAAAUCGAGGAAGUACAAAAUGAGCAGGACAGCUUGUCUGAUAAUGCGAACGUUGGAAGUGAGGACACUUCAUCAUCUUCCUCGGAGGAUCGGAACGACACGGACUCCCCCACUGCAUCUAAUGGACUUUUUGUGAAAUCCCACAUCAAUGCGCCCCCCAGUGGAGAAAUGAAAGAAGACGACGAGGAGGACCACAAUCUACCGACCAUUUAUUUCUCCCACACAGUUGAGCCCAAGAAGGUGAGGAUCAACACAAGUAAAAACACCACUCUCAAGUUCAGCGAACGGAAAGAACUGAAGGAACAUUCAAAGCGUAAAAAGAAAAACGGUCACCAAAACGGCCACGCUCAUCACGACGUUCACAAAAUCCAAACACCUGCAGACAUCUACAGGUUGUUUGUGGACGUGAGGGAUGGGGAGCCCGUACCUAAAAAGUCCAUUCUGAAGUCACGCAGCCGCGAGAACAGCGUGUGCAGUGACACAAGCGAGGGAAGCGCAGCAGACAUGGACGAGCGGCGGAUGAUGGGCCGUAGCUUCAGCCAUGAUGAGAGCACACCCAGCGACAACAGCGACAGCCUUACGGAAGAGGAUAGCACCAAGGGAAUGCCAUGGCAUCCUGCAGGAAAGUUUGAGGCCUUCUCGGGUACAGUGGUGGAAAAGGACUCAAUGCCCUUGGCUGUUCCCUUCCUUACCAUCAGUCCUCCGGCGUUGCCAACCAUCAUGGAGCGGAAACUGGAGGAGGUAGCUUCGCCUGACGUGGAAGCUCCUCAGCAGCCUGUAAAACGGAUGUCGAAGUUCAAAGCUGCCCGGAUGCAGCAGAAAUGACCUGUCUGUACAAAGCAUUUCUCAAACUUCUUUAUGCACUCUAACAUCAUUCAAUCCCCCUCUAAACAGAUGUAGGCUUCUGUUAGUAUAAAGGUUAAUUAAUUGGUGAGUCCGUCUUCCAUACUUGUCAUGAGGUUUUUCUUUUGGCUGUUGAUUGUUUUGUUGGACUGUAAACUUUGCCUCCGGCCCACAUAUUACAAAUCCUGUCCCAGCGAUAGCUCACUUUUCUCCUGCUCUCGACCUGCUUAAUGAAUGUGUUGGUUUAUGAUUUGCUUUGUGUCGAGGCAGAAAAGAUGAAUGAGAAAAUAAAAUAAAUGAAUUUGUUGACAA
Molecule: messenger RNA, 2237 nt
Organism: Hippocampus zosterae (dwarf seahorse)
Lineage: Eukaryota; Metazoa; Chordata; Actinopteri; Syngnathiformes; Syngnathidae
Gene: uri1
Product: URI1 prefoldin like chaperone
Exons: 11
Coding region: 624-1907 (427 amino acids)
Biological process (GO): negative regulation of transcription by RNA polymerase II; negative regulation of phosphatase activity
Molecular function (GO): chromatin binding; transcription corepressor activity; phosphatase inhibitor activity
Source: RefSeq, a predicted model, not a curated record